UCUGUACUCCCACCCAAACCCAAACCCAUACUCACACCCACACCCCAGUUUUGUUUUUCUUUUAGAAAUAAUUGUCAACUAGAUAUAUUUGAUCAUCAUUUCAUCGUUAGUUUUCUACUUUGUAUAUAUAUAGAUAAAUAAAUAAGAUAAAAAUUAUUAGUUAAAAUAGAUUAGUUAUUGUAAAUUAAAUUUAUUUAUAUCUAAACAAAAAUUCAAGAUAAAAAUUCUAUUUGAUUUCGGAAAAGUAAAGUUUUGACUCCGUUCUGUAAUUUAACGUUAUCUAUAUCAAUUAUAUUUAUAUAUGAUUGAUUGAAAUAUAUAGCUUUGUAGAGAAUAAGAUGAGCUAUCAUCUGAAUAGAAAAUUUUUGAAAUUGUAUCGUAUUUAUGAAACGUUACGAUAAUUUUAUUAAUGAUGACUAAGCAUUUAACACAUUACAUUUUCUGCCAAAACAAAGUAUACUUGUAAUUUCUGAAGUGAAAUAUCGUUUUCUAGAUAUUUUUAUAUGAUUCGAUAGAAUUUGACGAGCUCCACAAGAAUAUGAAUAUAACAGAAAAAUUCUGAUCCUCUUUUCAAUAGAAAACUUGAAAGAAACUAGAAAGACUAAUAAAAAUCUGAUAUAUCUUGCAUUAGAGAGUAUGCUUGACUUUCAAUAACUCUAGCUGAUUGACUAUUGAUUUAAGUUUCGAGUUGUAGCAUCAUAUACUGAAGCUGUAAAUAAGUUUUCUGAGCUUCAUGAACAGACGAAAUAAUAAAUCAGCUAAAGUUAUUGAAAGUUUAGUAUAUUCUCUAUAAUGCAACAUAUAUGAAAUUUUUAUUAGUCUGUCUAAUUUCCUUGAAACUUUGUAUUGACAAGAGAUACAAUAUUUCACUUCAGUCGUUACAAGCAUACUUUGUUUUGUCGAGAAAUGUAAUGUGUUAAAUGCUUAGUCAUUAUGAAUAAAAUUAUUAUAAUGUUUCAUAAAUAAGACACAAUUUCAAAAAUUUUUUAUUCAGAUGAUAGCUAAACUUAUUCUCUACAAAACUAUAUAUUUCAAUCAAUCAUCUACAAAUAUAUUUGAUAUAGACAACGUCAAAUUACAGAAAGGGGCCAAAACCUUUGAAACAUUCUUUAGUAUAAGAAGAAUCUCUCCCUAAAGAAUGUACUGAGUUAAGGAUACCCGAAAAAGUUCCCUGUUACCAGUAUGUCACCGGAACUUUUGGGUACUAAAGCACUUGUGGGUACUUUGGCAGGUAUCCUGCUACAAAAUGUGUAGUAACUGGAUACUUGAAGAUACUGAUCGGAUACUCAAUCAGGUACUAUUGUACAGUAUUGCUAGGUACCCUGUUGGCAAAAUUUCAGUAUGUUCAGGAUCGAACCUAACCUUUGACUUUUUUCAUUUUUGUUUCUCUGGAAGCAUUUUAUUACAUUUUUUUCGACUUUAUUGUAUUUAAUUUUUUCAAUUCCGAAAACUCAGCAGGUCAAAUGCUGAUAUCUGACCUGACUUGAGUUAGUCGGGUAUUCACCAGACCACAUCAGAAUUGUCCGCUCGUCAUCGACGAUCAAGGUUGACUUGCUCUCGACUAAGAAACAGUCAAGAAAUACUCUAGAAAAAAUUGGUAUGAAAAUAGAUUAAUUUGUUAUGUUUUGCCCAGUUGUUUAUAUGGGGACGUGCGUGAAAACGAAAACGAUGAAUGAACAGUCGCUAUACAGAACGCAACAAAUAUAGGAUACCCUGUAGAGUUUUCCUCAGUAAAAAUACAGAUGCGGGUACUCAUACAAGUACUUGUUUAGUGAGCUUACUUUCAUGGGUACCCCAUGCAAUACCUAGUGCAUGAGUAUCAUUACUGAGAAUUUUUGAAGUACCCAUAUUAGGUACCCUGCUAAGGCUUUUCCAGUAUAUGGGUACCCUGAACUCAGUACUUUCUCUAGGGCUGAAUAUUUCUUGAAUCACUCAACUGUCUAUUUAUCUAUUGGAGAAAUGUUUUUGAAAGAUUCAUCUAUCACUUUUCAACAGAAAAAGUACAUUUCUAUUUAUCUCAACAUUUAGAAUCAUUUCUUUUUAGCAAAUGAAAGAAAAAAGUUGUUUUUAUUGUCAUAACUUUUCAAUCUACCUGUUUUGAUAGCUGUUUUCAUCUGUUAAUUAAUGUUUUUUUUGCUCUAAAUGCAUUCUGUCUACAACAGUGAAAUAAUCGUUUAAGUGAAAGCACUUUUUUGACUUCUAAGUUACUUAUAUGAUCUACCGGGUGAACGAAAAUGAUUGCAACAUCGAGUAUUUUGUAUAUAUCUCAUCUUUAAUAAAUCUUAUAACGGUAAAUUUUGUUUUAAAAAGAUGUGCCGUGAAAUUCUCAACAAGAAUGGCAAUAAUAACUUUCUUAUAAGGCUAAAACUGAAACAUUCUAAUAUGGUGCAAUGUUCCAGUAUUUUACAAGGAAGAAAAAAUGAAAUUAACAUUAAUUAUUUUGUACAUAUUUCAAAUAUAGAUAAAUUUUGUAAUAUUGAGUUGUUUUUUUUUCUAGAGAUAUGUCAUGAAAUACUUUACAAAUUGAUAUAUAUUACUUUGACUAAACAAUUAAUAUUAUAUUUAAAAAUGAAAUAAAUCUGCUUGACAGAAUGACGAGUAUUUUCAAAAUAUAACUCUUUUUUGGUAUUUUUUUUUAUGUCAUCUCAUUUUGGGUGUGGAUAUGGGUGUCGAUGAUAGAAGAAGACCAAACCCAUACCCUUUACAGACAAAAUCAAUUUUAUUUGAAUGAAACAAAAAUAAAACAAAUAGUUAAUAUGCUUUUAAUUUGUUUAAUAAUCAAGAAUUAAAUCAUCAAUUUCAUAUCGAACCUUUAUCAUUAAGUGUACGUCCAAUAUGAAAAUUUGUUCAUGUUUCAUUCUGGACAAUGAUUCAAAUAUAUACGUAUACUAUUGAUGGUUUUACUUUAUUUAAACAAUUUGAAAUUUAAAAUUGUCAAUCUGUUUGUAGAUAGACUUUUUUUUUUCAUUUUAAAUAUAAAUUAAUUUUAUUUCUAUAAAGAUUGAAUAUAGUAAUUAAGGAUAUUUAUUAUCGAUAUCAUAUGAUUAUACUAUUGAAUUUCAUCAUCAUAAUGAUUAUAAUAAAUUUACAUAUAUACGUACUAAUGACAAAUUUCGAAUAAUUCGUUUGUCUUAUGAUGAUUCAUUAAUAAUAAGUGUUGAUUUUGAUGAACUUAUUAUACAAUGGAAUCCAUAUAAAUGUUAA
Rotaria sp. Silwood1 is the source of this 3204-nucleotide messenger RNA. NCBI's taxonomy places the organism in Eukaryota, Metazoa, Rotifera, Eurotatoria, Philodinida, Philodinidae. The record is from the annotation of a GenBank genome assembly.